AUGUGGUUAAAGGACGUAUUCAUAAGACAUUUAAGAUUGAUAUGCCUACAAUUCUCAACUGUUCAACCACAAUCAGWAUAUAAAAUUUCUGAUGAAGAUAUAACAAGGCUAAAAAGAAAAUUUUCUUCGCCACGUAAUAUUAUUUCAAACUUUUAUAAUCAAGUUGAACGAACACAGAAUAUAAAGACUKGUUGUCAUUUUGGUUUUAACAAGAACAAAAAAAAUCAAUGGACCUGCAAAUUAAGUGUUCAAUGGCCCAACCCCAUUGUAUUUUCAAGURUGGCUACUACCAAAGCCAAAGCUGGAGAAAUAGUGUCUUUAAAUGCUAUUCAGUGGUUACAAGAUAUGGAAAAACUUGAUCAUUCAGGAAAACCAUUGAUUGUAUCAAACAAACAACGUAUAGAUGUGGCUUCAUCACCAAUUGCUUCAAUAGAUGUAAGCAAACAAAAUGUUGAACUAAUUUCAAACUUAGUGCAAAAAUAUAAUCAGGAAAUUAAACCAUUAAUAAAUAAAGGAAAAYCAGUAUUAUUUGAAGAUGACCAAACUAAURAGGAUGAGUUAAAUUUUAAAUUACCUUCAUUUUCACAUUUUGACUAUGUCAAUCGAAACGAAUACCUCUAUAAAAAUUCUACACAAACAUUGAACAAAUCAGUCCAAUUACCUAUAGACAAAUAUGCAUUAGAUAUACUUAAUGUGAUUGAAAAUAAUCAAGUUACCAUUAUAAAAGGAGAACCAGGUUGUGGUAAAAGUACUAGAGUGCCUAAUUUCAUUUUGAGAAAAUAUAGUCAAGAAAGAAAAGGAAGCGAAUGCAACAUAUAUGUUACUCAGCCAAGACGAAUAAGUGCACUAACUCUUGCUAAUCGAGUUGCUGAGGAACGUUCAGAAGAAUUGGGGAAUGUGGUUGGUUUUCAAGUACGGUUAAAACAAAUAUUGCCCAGAAAACCAGGAUCUAUAGUAUUUGCAUCUAGUGGCAUAUUGCUUCAGAAACUACAAUCAGACCCUGGACUUAAAGAAUUUUCACACGUUAUUAUUGAUGAAGCCCAUGAACAGGAUAUAAACACAGAACUAUUGCUGAUGCUUACAAAAAAUGCUUUACAGUUAAAUAAUAAAUUAAAAUUGAUUAUAAUGAGUGCAACGUUAAAUGCCGAACACUUCCAAAACUAUUAUGGUCACUCAGCUUCAACCAUUGAAAUACCAGGUUUCACACAUCCUGUGAAAACUCAUUUCUUAUCGAAUCAAUUGGCUAAGGAAUGGGGUAUAUAUGAUACAACUGUCGAAGAAAAUGGUAAACCUUAUUGGAAUCCACAACUCAUUGCAAAUGUAAUAAAAUGGAUACAUAACAAUAAAUCACCUGGAGCUAUACUGUGUUUUGUAUCUGGUUGGCAAGACAUAAUUGAUGUGAAUAAACUGCUACAAAAAAGGCCUCAUAAUUUUGAUAUUAUGUUUGCCCAUUCUAAAUUGACACCUGAAAAACAAAUAGAAAUCAUGAACCCUGCUAGUAAUGGAAGACGAAAAGUUGUACUAGCUACAAAUAUUGCUGAAACSAGUAUUACAAUUAAUGAUGUAGUAUAUGUAGUUGACACUGGUAUGCAAAAUAUAUCUAGUUGGAACGCAGAGAAAGGUAUUAAAUUAUUAGAUCGUUGUUGGGUCUCUCAGGCUAAUGCAAAACAAAGGAGAGGCCGUGCAGGAAGAACUCAACCCGGAGAAUGUUAUCAUUUAUACACAUUGGAUCGAUUCAAUAACUGCUCAGAGUAUCCUACACCAGAGAUUCAAUUAACUCCUCUUGAACAUACUAUUAUUAAUCUCAAGAUACAUAGCCAGGAUAAAGCAAAGGUUGUAUUAUCAAAGCUUUUGAAUUCACCUAGUAUAGAAACCAUAGAUAUUGCCGUUUCAGAAUUACAACUUCUUGGGGCAUUAGACAAUGAAGAGAAACUAACAGCAUUAGGAAAACGAAUAGCUGCAUUCCCAUUUGAUCCAUGUCUUUCAAAAGCUUUAGUUAAUUCUGUAUUUUUAAAAUGUCUAGACUCUACACUAACAAUCAUAACYUACUUAUCAAGUAAUGUGAAUAUAUUUAAAGAAACAACUGCAGCUGAUUCACGAAUAAUAAAAAAGAACUAUUCCUCGUGUAGUGAUCACCUAGCUGUGGCAAAAAUAUUUUCUGAAUGGAACAGUACAAAUAAUGAUUGGGAAAUGUUAUUAUUGCUGAGAAACAUAAUAAGGAGUUUUAUUGAUUUUUUAAUGGAGACAUAUGGACAUUAUGAAACUAAUGAUCAAUGUUUUGAUGAAAUUAUGAAUUUCCGUGAUUCCUUGUGUUCUGUCUUGUGUAAACUUGUUGAAAAAUAAUUUUUUUUAAUCUCAUAGUUUUGUAAAUGUUAUUAGUUUAUAGACAGUU
Molecule: messenger RNA, 2392 nt
Organism: Diuraphis noxia (Russian wheat aphid)
Lineage: Eukaryota; Metazoa; Arthropoda; Insecta; Hemiptera; Aphididae
Product: ATP-dependent RNA helicase DHX30-like
Cellular component (GO): intracellular anatomical structure; nucleus; cytoplasm
Molecular function (GO): G-quadruplex RNA binding; ATP binding; RNA helicase activity
Source: RefSeq, a predicted model, not a curated record